AUGGCGGCGACAGUCUACCAUAACGGGCUUAAGCCUGAUAUUCAUGAGGAACAUAAGCGUGCCGCCAAUCCCGUACUUUUCCAGACCCGUGAGGCUGUUCUGGCCGAUGCGGGUGAGGACGACAACGAUGUUGUGAACGAAGCUUCUGCGGAAGUCCGUCUAAACAACCCCCUUCUGGGUUUGACGCACGAGCAAAUUGAGAAGAACGUUCAAGUGUUCGUGACUGAAAAAGGUCUCGAGGACUACCACGACGAGUUCUUGAAGGGUGCUCUUUGUGCGCAAGCUCAGGCUACUAGGGAUUACGAAUCCAUUACUAUUUUGACCGAAGAAGACCGCCAAAUUUUGCGCAACGAGCAUGAAAAGAAGUGGCGCCAGCCCUUGAUGCUCUAUUGGCUCGCAAUCUGCUGUAGUGUAGCUGCUGCGAUUCAGGGUGCCGAUGAGUCCGUUAUUAACGGUGCCAUCUUGUACUUCCCCAGCCAGUUUGGUCUUUACACGGAUUACUGUGACUAUUACACGAAGGACCCGCAGACGGGCGUGUGCAAUGGUCAAUUGAAGCCAAACCCUCGUUUUAACCCCAACUGGACGUACAGUGAUGUGACUGCGCAGAUCAGCCGAAACAACUGGCUGCUGGGUCUUGUUUCGUCGGCGCCAUACUUGUGCUGUGCUUUCAUGGGCUGCUGGCUUACCAGCCCACUUAACCAGUUCUUUGCUCGUCGUGGUACUAUCUUUAUUUGCUCAUUUAUCAGUUUCGCCACGUGUAUUUGGCAGGCUGUUACCAGCACUUGGUGGCACAUGUUCUUGGCUCGUUACUUCCUUGGUUUCGGUAUUGGUCCCAAGUCGGCCACUGUGCCUGUUUAUGCAGCCGAGUGUUCCCCCCCGUUGAUUCGUGGUGCUCUUGUCAUGCAGUGGCAGACAUGGACUGCGUUCGGUAUUAUGCUUGGUAACGCAGCAGGUCUGGUUCUGUUCCAAGUUGGCGACACGAAGCAUAUCCAUGGUCUGAACUGGCGUUUGAUGAUGGGCAGUGCUGCGAUUCCUGCUCUGUUUGUCAUGGUGCAAGUAUACCUCUGCCCCGAGUCUCCUCGUUGGUUGAUGAAGCGGAACCGCUACCGCCAGGCGCUGAACUCGUUCCUUCGUCUCCGCAACGCUCCCCUUUUGGCUGCCCGUGACAUGUACUUUGCUCACUGCCUGAUUGAGAUUGAACAUGAAGUUGAAGCGCAGAGCAGUGGCUCGAGCUUCUUGCAGCUGUUCACGGUGCCUCGUAACCUGCGUGCUACGUGGGCCACUUGUAUUCUCAUGUUCGGCCAGCAGUUCUGUGGUAUUAACGUUAUUGCGUACUACUCGAGUUCGAUCAUUAAGGAGAUUGGUAGCGCCUCGAACCGUGAUGCUUUGCUGGGCAGUUGGGGUUUCGGUAUGGUGAACUUCUUGUUUGCCAUCCCGGCCUGGUACACGAUCGACACUUUCGGUCGUCGUAACCUGCUUCUAUUCACGCUUCCCUUCAUGGCUAUUUUCCUUCUUAUCACUGGUUUCGCGUUUUGGAUUGACGAAUCGAAGCAGGAUGCUCGUCUCGGUGUAGUGCUUAUGGGUAUCUAUGUCUACUCGGCAUUCUAUUCGCCUGGUUUCGGUCCCGUGCCUAUGACCUAUGGUGCAGAGGUUUUCCCUAUCCGAGUCCGUGAGCUUGGUAUGUCGUUCUCGACAGCUGUGCUGUGGUUCUUCAACGUCGUGCUUGGAUUGACGUGGUUCCGUCUGAAGGAGGCUUUCAAGCCGCAGGGCGCCUUUGGCUGGUACGCGGCAUGGUGUGCAAUUCUCUGGGUCCUUGUCCUUCUGUUCUUGCCAGAGACCAAGGCAUUGACGCUGGAAGAGCUGGAUGUCGUGUUCAGUAUCCCUACGACUAAGCACGCUAGCUACCAGUUGCGCCAGAUUCCUUACUUCUUCCGCCGCUACAUCUUCCGUCAGAAGGUGCGCAAGGAGCGUCUCCACAACCUUGAUUCUAGCAUUCGAAAAAUCUAA
Malassezia pachydermatis is the source of this 2007-nucleotide messenger RNA. Its product is annotated as mfs sugar transporter. NCBI's taxonomy places the organism in Eukaryota, Fungi, Basidiomycota, Malasseziomycetes, Malasseziales, Malasseziaceae. The coding region runs from base 1 to 2007 and encodes 668 amino acids. Gene Ontology annotation, cellular component: membrane. Gene Ontology annotation, biological process: transmembrane transport. The record is from RefSeq and is a predicted model, not a curated record. The transcript has a single exon. Gene Ontology annotation, molecular function: myo-inositol:proton symporter activity.